This is a messenger RNA of Linum tenue, 1703 nucleotides long. The record is from the annotation of a GenBank genome assembly. NCBI's taxonomy places the organism in Eukaryota, Viridiplantae, Streptophyta, Magnoliopsida, Malpighiales, Linaceae.
UUAAUUAGAAGAAUUGCAGAAAGGGGGAGAAAAAGAGCUGUAUUCUCCAAAUCGAAUCCGGACUUACAAGCGUCUCCAGUUGACGAGUCCUUCUCCUCCAUUCUUGGAACCCUAAAACUUGCGGAAGCGGCAAACGAAAGGAUUUAUCCCAAUUAGGUAAAAGGAAGGUCUUGAUCCUUUUCCUUGCGCCUCUUCGCUCUACAUUUCUCUGGUCCCCGACUAUUCCUUCAUGUGAGAAGGGUCACUACUCUUCUCCAAAACGCAGUUGAAAACCCUGUGCUCAGUUCUGAUUCCGCUCCGCUGAACUUCUCUAUUCUCUUCUCAUGGCCACCGAAGCCACCGCCACCGCUGAUUUCCAGGGCCCAGAUUUCAGACCAGUUCCUCAGCCCCCUGGUUUGCAUCCCGAGCUUUUGGUGAAAGCCCACGACGGCCUUUAUUUCUGGCAGUUUAUGAUCGCCGGCUCCAUAGCCGGUAUGGUAGAGCACAUGGCCAUGUUUCCAGUCGAUACAAUAAAGACACACAUGCAGGCAAUUGGGUCCUGCCCAAUCAAGUCCGUAAGCAUCUCUCACGCUUUCCGUUCCAUUGUGAAGUCUGAGGGUACCGCCGGACUCUACCGCGGGAUUGCUGCAAUGGGUCUCGGGGCCGGGCCUGCCCACGCGGUUUAUUUCUCGGUCUAUGAGACGUGUAAGAAGCGGUUUUCUGGGAAUAAUCCGAACAAUUCACUAGCUCAUGCUGCUUCCGGAGUGUGUGCUACCGUUGCAAGCGACGCCGUUUUCACUCCCAUGGAUAUGGUGAAGCAGAGAUUGCAGCUGGGGAAUAACACUGUGUACAGGGGAGUUUGGGAUUGCGUGAAGAGGGUGUUUAGAGAAGAGGGUAUUGGUGCUUUCUAUGCAUCGUAUAGGACUACAGUUUUGAUGAAUGCCCCUUUCACGGCUGUACAUUUUGCCACCUACGAGGCUGCGAAGAAAGGUUUGGCAGAGAUUUCGCUGGAUAGUGGUAACGAUGAAAGCUUGAUUGUCCAUGCCACUGCUGGAGCUGUUGCUGGCGCACUAGCAGCUGUCGUCACCACUCCACUUGAUGUGGUUAAGACUCAAUUGCAAUGUCAGGGUGUUUGCGGUUGUGACAGAUUCAAGAGCGGUUCAAUAAGUGAUGUGUUCAAAACAAUUGUUAAAAAGGAUGGGUACAGAGGGCUACUGAGGGGCUGGGCUCCAAGGAUGCUUUUCCAUGCACCUGCAGCCGCAAUAUGCUGGUCUACCUACGAAGCCUCCAAAAACUUCUUCCAGGAGCUCAAUGAUAGUGGUAAUAGCAGUGGUACUAUCACCUGAACGGUGUUAUGGAGAGAAGUCAUGGAUGGAAUCAGAGUUUGAUACCUUAGGCUUCAGCAACAGAGGCUAGUCAUCCAGACAUACGUGAUUGUCCCUCAGAGGAGGCAAUUAUAGCCAGAAACAAAGUUUAUGGACCGGGUGAAAGCUCCAUGUAUCAUCAAUCUGCAUUUUCUAUUUAGCCCUGCAUAAGUUUUGACCUUUCGGGGAUGUUCUUAUCUAUCAAAGUUUGAGUUGGUAGUUGUGUUUCUUGUAAUCGUUGAUUCUCGAAGUUUGCAAGGCUUGUAUACUGGCUUUGACUGGAGCAUGUAGAACAAUAAAGAGUGCGAGGAUUUUCAGUUUGAAAUGCAGAUUUUUUCCUUUAGGAAGUUGCAAAUGCUA